Molecule: messenger RNA, 629 nt
Organism: Nasonia vitripennis (jewel wasp)
Lineage: Eukaryota; Metazoa; Arthropoda; Insecta; Hymenoptera; Pteromalidae
Product: probable salivary secreted peptide
Exons: 2
Coding region: 165-530 (121 amino acids)
Source: RefSeq, a predicted model, not a curated record
UAACUAUUUUAUACACCGGACGCGCAGUGCUAUCUCUAUCAACAUUCGAUAUACUCACACGUUCAGAUAUAAAAAGCUUUAAUACAUUUGCUGCUCUUAUUUAAGUUUUAGAAGCCGUGGAGUCGAUCCGGUUUGGGAUUUUAGUUAUUUGUUGUUGUACCAAAAUGGGUCAGAUCUCAAUCGCAACGUUCUUCACCAUCGCUGCAUCAGCUCUUCUGGCUGUGGGCGUGUCCGGCAUUAAGUCCCACGACUUAGUUGUCGGCAACCGAAUUCAUGGCGACUUUCUUCUCGAUCAGAAGCAGGUCGACAAGAGUGCCAUACCCCUUUGGAGGUCUGAGCAAACUGUAACAAUAAAGGGCGACGGCAUCGCCAAGAUCACAAGCAUCGAAAUCUACGAUUUGAAACCUGAGGGACACAGUGCUACGCCCUCGAUUCUCAAGGGCGGACCCGGUGAUUCUUUUGUCACCGUACAUUUCGAAAGUGAGAGGGGCCAUGGCAUUCACUUUCUCGUCAAAGUAUAUGCUAAGUGAUCAUAGAUCAAUAAUGUCACUAUGUACUUUUAAUUGUUUCUAAUUACAUCCGAUUCUCACUUUCUUCAAAUAAAUAAACAAAUACGCGAGAAACAUCAA